Lagenorhynchus albirostris (white-beaked dolphin) is the source of this 4939-nucleotide messenger RNA. RefSeq names its product solute carrier family 39 member 10 (gene SLC39A10). The record is from RefSeq and is a predicted model, not a curated record. NCBI's taxonomy places the organism in Eukaryota, Metazoa, Chordata, Mammalia, Artiodactyla, Delphinidae. Gene Ontology annotation, molecular function: zinc ion transmembrane transporter activity. The transcript is spliced from 10 exons. Gene Ontology annotation, biological process: intracellular zinc ion homeostasis; positive regulation of B cell receptor signaling pathway; zinc ion import across plasma membrane. Bases 109 to 2610 code for a protein of 833 amino acids. Gene Ontology annotation, cellular component: membrane.
UGGACCCAACCGGACCCUAUAACUCUUACCUGAAUUGGAUAGAGCUGAAAUAAAGAGGUAAACAUCCUAAAUCAUCCACUGAAACCUUCUUGAAAGGGAAAAAUAGAAAUGAAGGUACAUAUGCACACAAAAUUUUGCCUCAUUUGUUUGCUGACAUUUAUUUUCCAUCAUUGCAACCAUUGCCAUGAAGAACAUGACCAUGGUUCUGAAGAGCAUCACAGACACCAUCGUGGAAUGACAGAAUCAGAGUCGAGCAAAUUUUCAGUGCUGGAUGCUGAAAAUGAAAAAAAAUAUUAUAUUGAAAAACUUUUUGAUCGUUAUGGUGAAAAUGGAAGAUUAUCCUUUUUUGGUCUGGAGAAACUUUUAACAAACUUGGGCCUUGGAGAGAUAAAAGUAGUUGAGAUUAAUCAUGAGGAUCUUGGCCACGAUCAUGUUUCUCACUUAGAUAUUUUGGCAGUUCAAGAGGGAAAGCAUUUUCACUCACAUAACCACCAGCAUUCCCAUAGUCAUUUAAAUUCAGAAAAUCAAACUGUGACCAGUGUAUCAACAAAAAGAAGCCAUAAGUGUGAUCCAGAGAAAGAGACAAUUGAAGUGUCUGUCAAAUCUGAUGAUAAACAUAUGCAUGACCGUAAUCAUCGCUUAUGUCAUCACCAUUGUUUGCGUCAUCACCUUGAUCAUAACACUACUCGCCAUUUUCCUAAUGAUUCCAUUAUUCACAGUGAGCAUGGGGAGCCUAGCCAUGAACCUUCUACAGAGACCAAUAAAACACAGGAACAAUCUGAAAGUAAGCUACUGAAAGGAAAGAAGAAGAGAAAAGGGAAGAAAAGUAAUGAAAAUUCUGAGGUUAUUACACCAGGUUUUCCCCCUAACCAUGAUCAGGGUGAACAGUACGAGCAUAAUCGGGUCCACAAACCUGAUCGUGUACAUAACCCAGGUCAUUUUCAUGUACAUCUUCCAGAACAUAAUGGUCAUGAUCCUGGUCACGGACACCAAGAUCUUGAUCCUGAUAACGAAGGUGAACUUCGACAUACUAGAAAGCGAGAAGCACCGCAUGUUAAAAAAAGUGCAAUUUAUGCAGCUGCUAGUCACAAAGAUCAUAACGAAGAUGACCGGCAACAUGAGUGUUUGAAUGUCACUCAGUUGUUAAAAUACUAUGGUCAUCGGGCCAAUUCUCCAAUCUCACCUGAUCUAUUUACGUACCUUUGCCCUGCUUUGUUAUAUCAAAUCGACAGCAGACUUUGUAUUGAGCAUUUCGACAGACUUUUAGUUGAAGAUUUAAAUAAAGAUAAAAAUCUGGUUCCUGAAGAUAAGGCAAAUAUAGGGGCAUCAGCGUGGAUUUGUGGUAUCAUUUCUAUCACUGUUAUUAGCCUGCUUUCCUUGCUAGGAGUGAUCUUGGUUCCCAUCAUUAACCAAGGAUGCUUCAAAUUUCUUCUCACAUUCCUUGUUGCACUAGCUGUAGGAACAAUGAGUGGAGAUGCCCUUCUUCAUCUACUGCCCCAUUCUCAGGGUGGACAUGAUCACAGUCAUCAACAUGCACAUGGGCAUGGACAUUCUCAUGGACACGAGUCUAAGAAGUUUCUAGAAGAAUAUGAUGCUGUAUUGAAAGGACUUGUUGCUCUAGGAGGCAUUUACUUACUAUUUAUCAUUGAACAUUGCAUUAGAAUGUUUAAGCACUACAAACAGCAAAGAGGGAAACAGAAAUGGUUUAUGAAGCAAAACACAGAAGAAUCAGCUAUUGGAAGGAAGCUUUCAGAUCAUAAGUUAAAUAAUACACCAGAUGCUGACUGGCUUCAGCUCAAGCCUCUUGCCGGAACUGAUGACUCGGUUGUUUCUGAAGAUCGACUUAAUGAAACUGAACUGACAGAUUUAGAAGGCCAACAAGAAUCCCCUCCUAAAAAUUAUCUUUGUAUAGAAGAGGAGAAAAUCAUGGCCCAUUCUCAAAGUGAUGGAUUACAUGCCAUUCAUGAGCAUGAUCUCCAUGCUGCUGCACAUAACCACCAUGACGAGAGUAAAACUGUGCUGAGGAAGCAUAAUCAUCAGUGGCACCACAAACAUUCUCAUCAUUCACACGGUCCCUGUCAUUCCGGAUCAGAUCUGAAAGAAACAGGAAUAGCUAAUAUCGCUUGGAUGGUGAUCAUGGGGGAUGGCAUCCACAACUUCAGUGAUGGGUUAGCAAUUGGAGCAGCUUUCAGUGCUGGACUGACGGGCGGAAUCAGUACUUCUAUAGCUGUCUUCUGUCAUGAGCUGCCACAUGAAUUAGGUGAUUUUGCAGUUCUUCUUAAAGCAGGCAUGACUGUAAAGCAAGCAAUUGUAUACAACCUCCUCUCUGCCAUGAUGGCUUACAUAGGCAUGCUCAUAGGCACAGCUGUUGGUCAGUAUGCCAAUAACAUCACACUCUGGAUCUUUGCCAUCACUGCAGGCAUGUUCCUCUACGUAGCCUUGGUGGAUAUGCUUCCAGAAAUGUUGCAUGGUGAUGGUGACAAUGAAGAACAUGGCUUCUGUCCAGUGGGGCAAUUCAUUCUUCAGAAUUUAGGAUUGCUGUUUGGAUUUGCCAUCAUGCUGGUAAUUGCCCUCUAUGAAGACAAAAUUGUGUUUGACCUCCAGUUUUGACCAUUCCCAGCAAUCACUGCUGAUUACAAGAAUGUUACCAUGCAGCUUUGCAUCUGUUCCUUGUACUGUAAGCACAUUGCUCAAAGAAAAGUCAGUGGCUUGCACUACUUACAAGUUCACAGAUUUGAGCCUGACCACAAAGACCGGUGCUCAGUACUGUUUUCCCUGCAUGAAGGGGUCUUUUAGAAAUAUAAAGCUUGUUAUAAAGAAAGGAGAAAACGGGACUCUGUGAACCGAUGUUGAUAUAGGUUUGAUUAAGACUUUUUAAAAAAAUAAUCAUAUAAAACACUAAAGUAGUCUCUUUAUUAGUAGAAACUUCUGUGGCUAUGCAGAAAUAGAAAUUGAACCAAAAAAAAAAAUCCCUUAAACUUUAAAAAUAUUUUAAAUGGACUUUGGGAAGACUUUUCUUUGUGCUAAAAAUGAAUUGUAUUGUCCUUUAAUUCAGCUCCAUGUAUACAUGUGGUAAUAGGGAUCAACUUGACACAGCUUUGAAUCUGCAGAAAGUAGACUAUAGCACCUAGAAGAAAGCUCAGGCUGCAUUAGAAUAUGGAUUUAGCAUUGGGAAAAGCCCUUAUUCUUGAAUCUAGAGUUACUAUUUUUGUAUAUAUUUGCAUAGGAUUUAAACUUGCAGCCUAAACUACUGAAAUUUGUGAUUGUACAUUUGUGUGAGCUUCAGUUUAAUGAAAGAUUCAUAACGGUUCUUUUAUUAAUAUUAUACUUGGUGUUUGGGUUUGUUUGUUUUUUUUAAACUUUUGUUUUUGUCUUGGGUUUUUUGGUGGGGGUAAGGGGUUGGAGCAUGUGGUAAAAUGUUUUUUCCUUAAAAUUGUAACCCUUUAGAAAAUGUCAGUGAAAUGAAGAACCCAAACAUGGUCUAAAUAUUCAGAUUUCCUUUAGUUAUUUGGGACAUUUAAGUUUUAAAUGCACGUAGUGCUCUACCAGUUUGGCAUUGGAACCUAGAGCACAUGCUCUGGCUGGAGGUAACGUUGUAAGGCGGCAAGUUUACCGUGUCCAUAAUCUGUACGUGGAGUGUCAAAACAGAUAUGAGGAUGAUCUCCAUUGAUGCCAUGGCUCUCAUGGCACCAGGUAACUUGGAACAUGCAUUUAAGUUCAGUAACUCAGCUGAAAUCACAUGAUCAUUUUGUGCCAAGAUAUGCUGUUGGUGCCUGAUAGGAAUUAGUCUCUUUUUUUUAGGUACCCUGUUCUCCUGCCAUAAAUUGUGAAUGAUUUGUGAGAAAUGCAAGCCAUGUUUAUCCUGAAUUUUGACCUAAUAAUUUGUAGUAUUAAUCAUAUGCAUGUAGCUCUCUGUGUGCCACAUGGUCUUCAUUUAUGCCAGGUAAACUGUAUUUGAACUACGUGCAGGCAGCUUUGUUUUAAUCUGCUUGGCUACCUGUGUGGCUGCUUUAAAAAUCUUAUUGUUCAGAUAUUUAAGAGCCAAACUCGUUCCAUUCCAUUUGAAAUGUAUUCAUUUAGUCCUCCUCCUUUCCCCAGUUCCUUUCCUCUUACUCCGUGAACUUUAAAACAAAAAACAAAACUGAAAGCAGCACAUGCAUUCAGGUAUUAAGAGUGUUGCCAGUAUUUCUUCUUUAUGCGGUAAAGCAAGGGAGCUUAUUAGAUGUUAUUUCCUUAAUUUAUGCCUGAAUUUGAAAAAUUAUUUCUGGCUUUCUCCAUGGCCUCCUGUGACAAGUAGGAGUUUUAUACGUAGAUCACUUUCAGCACUGGGCACUGAAUUAGGACAGUCCUCAUCUCAUUGCUUGGCCCCUCAAGCAACCUAGCUCAAAGGUGCUGAUAUUUUAUUUAGUACUGCCAACUUGAAGUAAUUCAAAUAUCUUGCUUUCUGAACCAAGAUAUAUUUAUAGUUCAUUUUGGGGUUUUUAAUGCCCAAGGAGGAUUCUGCAUUCCAGCAUUAAGUCUGCUUAUUUUUAAAACUUUUAUGAAAAGCAACAGCUGGAAUAUACUCCCAGACUUAAAAAGAAAUGCCUGAUUUAAAGCAAAUAGGUUAUGCUGAAGUAUAUAAAAGUUUUAUAUCCUCUCAAAACUGCUAUUAUCUUUAUUUGCUGGAUUUCUUUAAACUUUUAAGAGGGCUGUAACAGUUGCUGCUAGUGUUUUGUUUAGGGUUCCACCAGUAUUUAGUUUUCACAUCAUCCUAAUGUAUAGUUUCAAGUCUUACUAGACAAUCUGAAUUCCACUACAUUUCUCUUUGGCUCCAACAUUCCCUUUAGCUUGACCAGUCUAAUUUAACAUGUGUUUGUUGGAGGUCAUUAAUGUUACUUGUACAAUGCUGUCACUGUGUGACAUCCAUAUGAAUUUUGGUGUAUAUCACAUUGCAUUC